AAGGAAGGAGGGAAGGAGGGAAGGAGGAAGGAAGGAAGAAAGGAAGGAAGGAAGGAAGAAAGGAAGGAAGGAAGGAAGGAAGCGGGAGAGCCGGAGGAGCAGAGGAGGACUCGAAGGGCGGCACUGUUGCGGCAGCAUCCAGAGGCCAGAGUGAGGACCGCGCUGCCUCCGCUGCUCCUCGGAUGGUGACGGGGCCCCGCCGCGGCCGCAGCCCCCCGGAUCCCGGCAGGAAUCAUGCCCAGGUCCUUCCUGGUCAAGAAGGUCAAACUUGACACAUUCUCCUCGGCGGACCUCGACAGCUCGUACGGGCGCGCCCGCAGCGACCUCGGCGUGCGGCUGCAUGAGAAAGGAUACCUCAGCGACUACGCGGGGCCCGCGUCCGUCUACGAUGGCGACGCCGACGCGGGCCUGCUCAAGGGGCCGUCCCCGGAGCCCAUGUACGCCGCGGCCGUGCGGGGAGAGCUGGGCCCGGCGGCCGCGGGCUCGGCGCCGCCGCCCACCCCGCGCCCGGAGCUGGCCACGGCCGCGGGCGGCUACAUCAACGGCGACGCGGCCGUCAGCGAGGGCUACGCGGCAGACGCCUUCUUCAUCACCGACGGGCGCUCGCGCCGCAAGGCCGCGCACGGCCACGCCGCGGCCGCCCCCUCGGCCGCCACGGCCGCCGCCCCCGACGGCGACGAUGGCGGCGGCGGCGGCGGGCCCGGCGCGGGCGCGCGCGGCGCCGGGGCCGCAGGGCGCGCGGGCGCGCGCGGGGGUGCAAGCGCCGAGGCGCGCGCGGGGGCCGGGGCCGGUGGCCCGGCCGGCCGGCACGCGUGCGGCGAGUGCGGCAAGACGUACGCCACGUCGUCGAACCUGAGCCGCCACAAGCAGACGCACCGCAGUCUGGACAGCCAGCUGGCGCGACGCUGCCCGACGUGCGGCAAGGUGUACGUGUCCAUGCCGGCCAUGGCAAUGCACCUGCUCACGCACGACCUGCGCCACAAGUGCGGCGUGUGCGGCAAGGCCUUCUCGCGGCCCUGGCUGCUGCAGGGCCACAUGCGCUCGCACACCGGCGAGAAGCCCUUCGGCUGCGCGCACUGCGGCAAGGCCUUCGCCGACCGCUCCAACCUGCGCGCGCACAUGCAGACGCACUCGGCCUUCAAGCACUUCCAGUGCAAGCGCUGCAAGAAGAGCUUCGCGCUCAAGUCCUAUCUCAACAAGCACUACGAGUCGGCCUGCUUUAAGGGCGGGGCCGGCGGCAGCGGCCCCGCGACCCCGGCGCCCGCCGCGCCGCCGCAGCUCAGCCCCGUGCAGGCCUAGGGCGCCGGGCCGGCUCUCAGCAAUACGGGCCCCGGGGAAGUCUCCGCCGCGCCCGGGCGGGCGGGGGGCCGGAGGGCGGGCCCUCCUGCAGCAAUAGGGGGAGGGGCCCGGCCCCGCCCCGCCCGCCCUCCCGGGGUCUCGCCGGCCCCCUUCAAGCAAUAGGGUCCCGAGGGGAGACCCACCCUAGUCCCGCCCUUCCCCUCCAGGGUGCCCCCGGCUUUCUCCCAGCAAUAGGGUCCGUGAGAUCCAGAACCGAACCUCAUCUCCGAGUAAGUCUCCGCAGACGGGGCCGGACCCGAGGUGUGCGGCGCCCUCCUCCGCCCUCCCCGCGCCCCCGGAACCGUCGCAGAGGCUCAGGUCUCCCCCGCCCCUUCCCACGCCUUCCAGGCCAAGCCUGUGGCCUCCAGUCCAGGGAGCGAGUCGUCCCCGGCGGCCCUGCGCCUCGGCCUUGGCGCAGCCCGCGUUUGCGGGGUUCAGAGAGGGGGCGGAUGGCGGCAAUCCUCUCCCUCGGGUUCCUUCUGGGGCCUCAGCCGAGCCGCGCUAAGACCCCCCGCCCCCGCCCCCCGCCAGAUCCGAAUUCUUCCAGCCCAGCCUCCCCGGGCGCUGUCCUCCAUAACGAAUAAUAAUGACGCAUAUCGACUCGCAUGGACUUCUCCGACCUCCUCAGACCCCCGCUCCCGCCCUGCCCCGGGCCCCCUCCCCCGAGCCGGGCGUUUGGUGAUGGAGGCCGGAUUCCUGGGCGCGACCCUCUUCACACCUCUGUAUUCGCUUUGCGGGUAAAGCCCCCUGGGGGGGUUGCGGACGCGUCGGGUUUCUUUCUUUCUGUAUUUGUAUGUUUUAUUUAUGAACGGAUUGCACUCGGGUCCGGGGAGGGGCGCCGAGGCCCCCCAGGCUGCCCGCCGACGCCUGGGGCCGGGGAUGCCCAGGCCCGCGUCCCGCCCGGCCCCGCCCCGCCCCGCCCCCGGAGCCCGGGUCCCGCCCCCUCGGUUGCCAACUCGCCCGUCUAUGCCAAAGCCUCGGCGGUGACCCCGCCCCCAGGGCCCGCCCAUUGGCCGCCGCCUUGUGACGUCACUGCAUGCAGUCCCAGCCCUCCUCCCGUGCUCUCCCGGGGCUGCCCGUCCCCGUCCCUCUUAGUUCGUCCGAUGCCGACUAUAGAGCAAUAAUGCGCACUGCAUGCGAAGCUGCCGCCGCCUCUAGAGUUACUGAGAAUCAGGUAUCCCCCUGCCCGACCCACCCCAUAGGCCCC
Messenger RNA from Sorex fumeus (smoky shrew), 2545 nucleotides. It is a transcript of the gene SCRT1, whose product is annotated as scratch family transcriptional repressor 1. Gene Ontology annotation, molecular function: RNA polymerase II cis-regulatory region sequence-specific DNA binding; DNA-binding transcription factor activity, RNA polymerase II-specific. The record is from RefSeq and is a predicted model, not a curated record. Gene Ontology annotation, biological process: regulation of DNA-templated transcription. The transcript is spliced from 2 exons. NCBI's taxonomy places the organism in Eukaryota, Metazoa, Chordata, Mammalia, Eulipotyphla, Soricidae. The coding region runs from base 235 to 1299 and encodes 354 amino acids.